AUGUUUAUCUUAACACAUUACAUCGGGUUUUUUAACCAAGACUUAAAAAAUGGCAAAAAAACUAAUAAAGCAUCUGUUACAGACUUGAGAACACAAAGCAUUUUUUGGUUUUUUUGUAUAUUGAGUUUGUAUAUUGAGGGUAAAUUGAAAAAAUAUUAA
This is a messenger RNA of Vairimorpha ceranae, 159 nucleotides long. RefSeq lists its product as hypothetical. NCBI's taxonomy places the organism in Eukaryota, Fungi, Microsporidia, Nosematidae. The coding region runs from base 1 to 159 and encodes 52 amino acids. The record is from RefSeq and is a predicted model, not a curated record. The transcript has a single exon.